AUGGAAAAUAUUAUUCCUCAAUUGCAUGUUAGAAAUUUAGGUAGAAGAAGCUCAAGACAUUCAACAAAAUAUCAUGGUGUAAGAAGAAGGCCAUGGGGUAGAUAUGCUGCUGAGAUUAGAAAUCCAAACACAAAACAAAGGCAUUGGCUUGGCACUUUUGAUACUGCUGAAGAAGCUGCUUUGGCUUAUGAUAUUUCUUCUAUUGCUUUUUGUGGCAUUGAAAAUGCACGUACUAAUUUCGUUUACCCAUUCAUGUCUUUUCCUUCAUCUUCUUCUCAACCACCACCAUCACCACCACCUCCUCCGCCGCCACCACCACCAUCAACACCAGAGUUAGAAGUGAUUGAAAAUGAAGAAGAUGAUAAUGAUAAUGAUAAUGAUGAUGAUGAGAUCUGUGUGUAUGCUAAUGUUUUGCUAGUUACUAGAAUUUCGAGAGGUGGUAUCAAUGCUAUGCAUUCAACACUGCAGGAACAUUGGUGCAGAUGCUUCAGUUUGCAGUUGAAGGGCAAUGUGCUGCCUAAAGUUAGCAGCAACACGAAUUUGUCACGGAGGCUGGGGAUGCAAGGAGGUAGGCAGCAAAUAUGCAGUAGCUGGCUUAUGAGCUGA
Nicotiana tabacum (common tobacco) is the source of this 606-nucleotide messenger RNA. The record is from RefSeq and is a predicted model, not a curated record. Lineage: Eukaryota; Viridiplantae; Streptophyta; Magnoliopsida; Solanales; Solanaceae.